Messenger RNA from Drosophila willistoni, 3908 nucleotides. It is a transcript of the gene ncm, whose product is annotated as pre-mRNA-splicing factor CWC22 homolog. NCBI's taxonomy places the organism in Eukaryota, Metazoa, Arthropoda, Insecta, Diptera, Drosophilidae. Gene Ontology annotation, cellular component: catalytic step 2 spliceosome. The coding region runs from base 92 to 3649 and encodes 1185 amino acids. The record is from RefSeq and is a predicted model, not a curated record. The transcript has 3 exons. Gene Ontology annotation, molecular function: protein binding; RNA binding. Gene Ontology annotation, biological process: mRNA splicing, via spliceosome.
AGAUAUUUAAACCGCGACUUUGCAGGUACUGCCAACGUUUAGCUAUACGAGAUUUUCACCAUCGCUUUUAAAUUGCAUUUUCGAAUGUAAAAUGGUGGAAAGCGGCGCAGAAAGUGACUCAAAUAGCAGUUCCGAUGGCAGCAGUAGCGGCAGCAGCAACAGUUCCUCCUCCAGCUCCAGUAGUGGCAGCGGUAGCCCCAGUCCCAGCGAUGCUGGCAGUAGCCGAAGUCGGCAUAGUGCAAAAGCAAAAGAUGUUGGUGACGGGGACAACCCACGGGGCAAACAAGAGGUAAAGAAGCCAGCAACUGAAUCAGUGGACGACGCUGUGACAGAGAAGCCAGUAGCAGAGGUGGAGAAGGAGUUAAAAGAAACUGAAACCAAACAGGAUGAUAAGAAGGAGAGCAAAGAUGAGCAGCAUGAGAACAGAGGGGAAAAUGAGGACGCAGCAGAGACUCCAGCUAUUGCAGCCACGUCUAAAGCUGAUGUGUUAGAAGAAGAAAAAGCAACAACAGAGAAAAUAACACCUGAUGCUCCAGCAAGUGCAGAGCAUGAGAAGACAGUGAACACCAAUGGCAAUCCAGAUGUAAAAGACAUUACCGAUUCUCCCAAUCACAUAGAAGAAGGCGAAAUAACCGAUAAGGAUGAGGAUGACUUACCGCCGACUGAGAAGGAUAAACCGCCGCCGGUUUCCCUUUCGAGUGCCAUUCGAAAGCCUAGUCCUCAAGAGGACAGACGCAGACGGCGCCGUAGUUCAAGUCGUAGCCCAAGUCGGCGGAGACGUAGAACCAGAAGCCGGACACGUAGCCGUAGUAAAAGCCCCAUACGCCGUCGCUCCAGCUCCUUGGAACGGCGUCGUGUGGAGCGACUGAAACGUCACGAGGAGCGGGAAAAACGUGAUGAGGAGCGUGCCAAAGAGCGGGAAAAGCGUCAUCGGCGACGGGGCGAACGUUCACGCUCCCACUCCCGCUCCCGUUCGGCACGGUCCAAAUCAUCAGAUCCCGCGCAACUCACAACCGAUAAUGCCACCGUGACCGAUCCCAAGGCCAAGAUUACCGAUCGCCAGCGUCGUACUGUGGAUCUGCUGACUUCGCGCACCGGCGGCGCCUAUAUACCGCCGGCCAAGCUGCGUCUCAUGCAGGCCGAGAUCACGGACAAGGCGUCGGCUGCCUAUCAGCGUAUCGCCUGGGAGGCUCUCAAGAAAUCCAUUCAUGGUUUCAUUAACAAGGUGAAUGUGACCAAUAUAGCCAUUAUUACAAGGGAAUUGCUCCAUGAGAACAUUGUUCGGGGGCGUGGUCUCUUGAGUCGUAGCAUUAUUCAGGCUCAGGCAGCGUCGCCCACUUUUACCCAUGUCUAUGCCGCUCUGGUGGCAAUCAUAAAUUCCAAAUUUCCAAAUAUUGGUGAACUUUUGCUCAAACGUCUGGUCAUUCAGUUCCGACGAGCAUUUCGGCGGAAUGACAAGAUGGUUUGUAUGUCGGCCACUCGAUUUAUUGCUCACUUGGUCAACCAGAGAGUGGCCCAUGAGAUUUUGGCUCUGGAGAUCCUUACCCUGCUGGUGGAGACACCCACCGAUGAUUCGGUGGAAGUGGCCAUUGCAUUCCUCAAGGAAUGCGGCAUGAAGCUGACCGAAGUUUCAUCGAAAGGCAUUGGGGCCAUUUUCGAGAUGUUGAGGAAUAUCUUGCAUGAGGGAAAGCUGGAUAAACGCGUUCAAUACAUGAUUGAAGUGCUCUUCCAAGUGCGCAAGGAUGGUUUCAAGGAUCAUCAGGCCAUUGUGGAUGAACUGGAGCUGGUCGAAGAGGAUGAUCAAUUUACCCAUCUCAUGAUGUUGGACGAAGCCACCGAAACCGAGGACAUACUGAAUGUCUUUAAAUUUGACGAAAAUUUCGCAGAAAAUGAAGAGAAAUACAAAGGACUGAGCCGAGAGAUAUUGGGUAGCGAUGCCAGCGGUUCCGAUGGCAGCGGUUCGGGCUCCGAUUCUGGGUCUGAUUCCGAUUCCAAUUCUAAUGGUGACUCCGGUUCGGAGGCAGAGGGGGCAGAUGCUGGGGAAGGCAAACCGGAUGCUGGGGAUAUUAUUGACAAUACCGAAACGAAUCUAAUUGCCCUGCGGCGUACCAUCUAUUUGACCAUCAAUUCAAGUUUGGACUACGAGGAGUGCGCCCACAAGUUAAUGAAAAUGCAAUUAAAGCCCGGGCAAGAGGUUGAGCUGUGUCACAUGUUUCUCGAUUGCUGUGCCGAACAGCGAACCUAUGAGAAAUUCUACGGCCUUUUGGCCCAAAGGUUCUGCAACAUCAACAAGAUAUAUGUGCCGCCGUUUGAGGAGAUCUUCAAGGACACGUAUCAGACGACUCAUCGCCUGGACACGAAUCGUUUGAGGAAUGUGAGCAAGUUUUUUGCCCAUUUGCUCUUCACCGACGCCAUCAGUUGGGAUGUGCUGGAGUGCAUCCAAUUGAAUGAAGACGACACAACAUCAUCGAGCAGAAUCUUUAUUAAGAUUCUGUUCCAAGAGUUGGCCGAGUAUAUGGGUCUGGGCAAGCUCAAUAACAAGCUAAAGGAGGAAGUCUUAAUAGAGAGUUUGGCCGGUCUGUUUCCCAAGGAUAAUCCCAGAAACACACGAUUCUCGAUUAAUUUCUUUACCUCAAUUGGUUUGGGCGGACUUACUGAUGAUUUGAGGCGUUUCUUGAAGAAUGCCCCAAAGCAAGUUCCUGCCAUUAAUGCGGAAAUUCUGUCCGCCACUGUUGCAGCUAAUGAUAGUGGUGGCAAGAAUCCCUUCAAGGAUAAAUCUGCAAAAAAAUCUUCAAGUUCAUCCUCAUCUUCGAGCAGUGACUCGAGUGAUGAAGAGCAGCAAAAGUCCAGCACCAGCGAUGAGGAUAGCGACAGUGAGUCAUCCAGUUCGGAAUCCUCUAGUGAACCGCAACGCAAGCGCAAACGCCAGGACACCAAGCACAAAAAGAAGAAGACGAAAAAGCAAAAGCUACGAGAAUCAAAGAAGAAAUCCAAAAAAGAAAAGAAACGCGCUGAAAAAGAGAAGAAGAAGGCAUCAAAAAAGAAGUCGAAGCGAAAACGCAAGCGUGAUCAAUCGAGCAGCAGUUCUAGUUCCCAAUCUUCAGCCUCCACCUCUGAAUCAUCCUCCGCCUCAUCAUCAUCAUCUAGUAGUGAAGAUGGCGAACCCAAGGCCAAGAUCACACGGAAGGAGCAAACUAAUCAGAGCACUAACAACAUAUACAAGGGCAGAGACAGCGAUGACUUCAAUUUAGAGGGACCUGUGGCAGCAUCACCGCAAUCCAAUGGCCAUGCGGUGCGCAGGGAUCGCAGAGAACGACGACGAUCUGAAGAACACAGAGACGAUCGAAGGACUCGUGACAACGAUCGUGAUCGGGCAAACGAUAGAGAAAAGGAACGGGAUAGGGCGAGAGAACGUGAUCGAGGAUUCGACAAGGAAAGAGAACGUGAUCGAAUAUCUGGUAGGGAUCGGAAUAGAGGGACUGAGAAGGAAAGAGAAAGAGAUCGUAAUAAACGAGCUGAAAGAGAACCUGAAAGAGAUCGCGAUCGUGAUCGUCACCGUGAACGAGAUCGUGAUAAUUCCAGAAGGGAACGCGACCGCAGUCCACACAGGGGAUAUCGGAGACGUAGCGUUUCCAAGGGUCGGUCUUAAGACUCUUGAUUCUACCAAUUUUCUCCUACAUUGUAUGUUAAUUAUGUACAAAGAACCGAUCUGAAAAAACAAUUAUAAAUGUACAAACUAUCAAGGCAAACAACAAAAACCAAAUAAUCAUUUCAAUCAGGGAGUUAGCUGGGCUUUUAAAAUUUCAAUCAAAUCCUUAUAUUUAGCAGAAGCUCAUAAAAUUUCAAUUGUUUUCAGAAUUCUUCUCAAGUUUUGUGAUCAAUCUUAAUAAAUAUUUGUAGAUUUUCAA